This is a messenger RNA of Acromyrmex echinatior (Panamanian leafcutter ant), 1820 nucleotides long. RefSeq lists its product as uncharacterized. Gene Ontology annotation, biological process: autophagosome-lysosome fusion. The record is from RefSeq and is a predicted model, not a curated record. NCBI's taxonomy places the organism in Eukaryota, Metazoa, Arthropoda, Insecta, Hymenoptera, Formicidae.
UACUGUGUCACCUCUUAAAUUGUUCGGAAACUUUGCUUGAGUGCCCUUAUGUGUCAUUCUAUGAUUCUAUGUAAAAUAAGAAUGAAAUGACAGACUCAAGCACUCUGAUAAAAUCUCUGAAUGCAGCUUAAUUGCUGCACGUAGUGCGUGCUAGGUUCAAUAAGUCACUGUCUUAUCGAAGCAGAUAUUUCCUAUAUAAUAUGUACACGAAUGAUCUGAGAGGAGGAAGAGGAGGCAUCGGGCAAUGGCGGAGUUACUAUGAAGUGAAUAAUCUCACUUCAUACGUUAUUCAAGUGUUAUAUGAGUUCAACGGAGCAACACUUGAGGAGGAGGAAGAGGCCUGGGACGCAUCGGGCGACGGCGGAGCAACUAUGGGGAAAGGGGUUUACGAUGUGAUUGAUAACUCCGCUGCUGCGCAUCGUAUUGAUUCGAAGAUGAAUUGGCCACUGGUGCUGACUUGUUUUUUGCUACCACAGUCGUGCAUUCUCGGUGCUUCGCGUGGCUGCACGUUCCCGGAGGAAUGGUACGGUCGGUGGUUCCAGUCGGGGAUUACGGACUUGGUGACCGUCAACGGUUCCGAAAUCACCAGCAAGGGCUUCUGCAUCGAGAAAAACGGCGACAAGUUUCUCGUUCACGACACGAAGUACAGAUGUUACCGGUGUAUUGUGAUGCACGCGCAACAUGCCAACGUUCUACAAUACAAAGAAACUUAUUGCACGAGCGAUUCACCGGAACCGAGUCUGCUGACCCAAUGCGGCACGUUGACUAGCGACGCCACUCUGGUCUCUCUGUUCCGCUCCAAUGCAGCCCCGCUGCCCUGUCCCAUUAAGGGUCCCCUGGAGUUCACGUACAGCCAGGGCGAGGGCGAGUGUAAUUCGCCGCGGUCACGGGCGGAAGCGUGCACGCAGGAUUCACGUCUGCUCCUGCGCUACCAAGCGUGUGCCAACGUUCACUCGUCCGAAAGUGUGGAUGUAGAAUUGGAGUGUCUGGCUCAUUGGAGGGAGGGCAGCACAAAUUACAUGGUCGCGCGCUUGCACAGUGAUCGUAACGAUCGUAAAACAAGCGACGAAGAGAGCUACAGAUGUUUUAUUUACACAAAUCCAUCGAACAAUACGUGGAACCUCGCGCAGAGCUCGGAUGCCGCCUGCAACGGAUUGAUCAGCGUCACCGAGGCCGCCAGAACGUUCAAGAUGACACAAAAAAAGCCACCGCAGCGUUGCGCGUAUCCGUCCUGGGUGGUGGCUGGUAAAUCGUGGGUGGCUUUGGAUCGAAUGGCUUCCCGACUCCUGGCGUCGCCUUACAAUCUCACGAUCCUCGACGAAACGAGACUCGCCUUAUUUGUCAUUCGGUUGUUACCAUUGAUGAUCAUCGCUAUCACCAUUCGACGCCAAUCGAUAGAGAGAAUCAGAAGCAAUUCGUCGCAAAGGCAACACGGGAUUGUGGAAUCUCAAAUUAAAGAGAAGAAGAUGUGCAUGCAGAGAAUCUCCAUCCCCAGCAUGAAGUAAACAAGAGUGUCUCUCUUGCUGUUGGCGGAGAUCGACUUGAAGCAAGUUCGACGUUUCGCAAACCAAUCGGCCGGAAAAUUGCUCGUUGACCGGAGUCCUACCAACCGGAAGUACAACCUUCGCGCUCGAAUCGGCGCACAAGACGGUGGAAAAUUAUCGUGUACACGCGCUGCCAAAUCGACAAUCCAACCGAUAGCAUUCCACUAAGCUGAAAGACAUAUCUACGAAUUCAUUCACUGAGAUCGAUUUUGAUUUGAUCGUUUAAUACAUCUAAUACUGGAAAUUAGAAAGAUUAUAAUAAAUUAUGAAAGAAAC